CCCCUGGGCCGCGCACGUGCCGCCGGCCAUGAUUUGCGCCCCCCUCCUCUUGGACGCUCCCCUCUUGGCCGCCCCCGAGUAGGCCCGAGGACUACUGAAAGAUGUCUCGGACACCAGCGUCGUAGGUGGACGCCACCGCUCAUCUGCACAUCGCGCCGCAUCGUCGAUGCGUCGUCAAAACGGCGCGAUGUGGAAGAUCGAAUGCAAACACACGGCAUCAACAAAAGCCUGGGCGCUCCGUGCAGGCGCUGCACCAGGCGGCGCCUGGUACGCCUCGUACCCCUUCCUUUGGGAGCGCUGCGGGCCUGCAGGUUAGGUAGGCUCGGCGGGCCCGCGCAGCCAGGAGGGCCCUCCCGGCAGUGCCCGAUGCCCCCGGCAUGUGGGUGCAGGCACCGCCGGGGAGCAGGCCCCAUGCUUGGCGCGAACUGUCGCCAUGAAGGACACUGGUCCUGAUUCGAGGACCCUGGGCAACGGCACGUGCACCCUGCGGCGCCCGCGGCGUCACGCGUGCAGCGUCACGGCGCCCGCGGCCGUGCAGACCUCCAGCGAGGUCAUCACGGGUGCCGCGCCAGCGCCCGCAGCUCCUCCCGGCACGGCGCAGGGGGGGCUGGCGGGCACAGCGGUCGUCCAGCCGUCCGCGCAGGCCUCGAGGGCGCGAAGGUGCACGGAAAUGAACGUCCGAGAGACGGCCGGUCCCUACGGGGAGCAGCUCUUGGCGCUGGCAGUGGGCUCUGCGCGUGCCCCGGUUGAGUACUACGGGGGGGUCCAGUCGGGCUCUAACCAUCCUAUCACCUACCUGUGGGACUCCAUCCAAAGACUGGGAGUUGCCGAUCCACGCCUCCACCUGUCUCAGCUCGUCCAGAAGCUGCUGGCCAAGGGGGUGUCCAUCUCCAUCUUGCCCGCGUCGACUGGCGUGCCUGCAGCUGCUGCGGUGCCUGCGCGGUGGGCCGCGAAAAGCGGCACCCACAGUAGGCCCUCCCGCUUCCGCUGUGGCACCCUGCAGGGAGCCCAGCAGCUGCGCACCCACCUGCUCUCUCGACUGGCCGUUCUGCACCGACUGUGGGCUGUGGGCUGCGGGGCCUAUGAAGGCGUAAAGGAGCCCGAGGGCCACGACGAGAGGCCGCACUGCCAGGCUGCGAAGCUGGCACGGCACCCUGCGGGGUGGGGAGCCCUGCGACAGCCCGUGAGCCGCGGGCUGGGUCCUACGCGCGUGCUUCUGGGCCUUGCGCAGCUCGGCAUGGGACGCGAGGGCAGGAAGAAUACAGGCGACCCUCUCCGCAACCUCCGCGUCGCCGAAAAGGUGCAGCAGCGCAAACUCGUAGGCGAGGGCCUUGCGGUCAGCGGUUGCGGAGCUGGUACCAUUGCUGCCUUGGCCUUGGCAACGUCGGCUUGGAAGGCUGAGAUGCCCCUGCCGACGGCCUCGAGCUUGGCCUUGGCGUCGCCCAGCUGGGACUCCAGCUCUGUGAUCUGCUCGACGAGCUUGUCCCUUUCGGCCUCCUUGGAGCUGAGCCUGUCCAUUGAGCAUCGGAGUGCCUCUUCAGGCCUGCGUGGCCCAGUGUUCGCCGUGAUGCCUCCGCAGCAGCCGCCUCGCCGCGUCGAGCCUGAGCUCGCGGCGCGGGAGAGCGACUCCUGGACCGCGAUCCAGGAAUUGCGGCGGCAGCAGCACCAGCGCCCGCUGCACGGGCCGCUGGCUGGGGCCACAUGGCGUGCCUCGAAGAGGGACCAACAGGACUCCUACAGACAGGAGUCUGUGCUGUGGGCCGCCUUCAAGGCCUUUGACACGGACGACGACGACGGCAAUAUUAGCAAGGACGAGGUCAUCAAGGUGUUGGCCAGAGGGGGCGACAUCGACCAAGUCUGGACGCGGCAGGUGUGCGAGGAGGUCACCGAGGAGCUGUUCCGGCAGUUCGACAAGGACGGCAACGGCCACCUGGACUUCGAGGAGUUCGUGGCCAUGAUGCGGAGGACGAAGAACCGCAAGGUGCAGGCGGAGGCAGUCAGGCUGCCCGACGAGGCCAUCGUGCCGCCGACGGGCUCCUUGAGAGAAUUCGGCGGAGUUAAUAGCUUUAAGGAGAACUACAACGUACUGACUGACUACAGAAUAGGUCGCAGCCCCGCGGCGAGCACGCGCAGCGGCGGGGCGGGGAGCUCCUCGGCGAGAGCGCACAGCGGCAGCGCCCGAGGCGGCCCGACGCUGAUGCAGACCAUGAGCGGCGCGCUGGGCAGCCGGGCGGCGGCGGUGUGUGGGCCGCGCGGGGCCGGGUGCGCGGUGAUGUAGAGGCCUCGCCUUUUGGCGGCUGCGCGUGGGGAGUGGCAUGGGCCACUCCUCGCGUGCACGGGGCGGCUCCGGCGCGCGCGGUGGGCCAUCGGCCCUCGGUCGGAGCCCGCGCUCCAGGCUGGCCACGCCUCAAUGCCGUUCUGCCACGCCCCCUGCUCGCCGCGGACAUCUUGCGUUGCGGUCCCGAGGAACGAGCGCAGGGUCAGUGCCAGCUCGCGCUUGUAGAGUAUGGGCGCGAAGCGUCGUUCGUAAGUUUGCGGAGCUCCAGAGCUUGAGCUCAGAGCUCGUUCGAAGCGCGGCCACCCAAACGAGAUGUUGGGGGAGCGCGCGCAUGGAGAGCUAGCCUUAGCACACGUAGGCUCCCCUGUGCAGCGCGCAUCGACUUCCCGCAUCGGCUCACAGAUGAUUAGGCGUGAGCUCGCGAUGACAAACGGAUUCAGGCAG
Molecule: messenger RNA, 2722 nt
Organism: Prorocentrum cordatum
Lineage: Eukaryota; Dinophyceae; Prorocentrales; Prorocentraceae
Source: the annotation of a GenBank genome assembly